AUGGCACACCAGCCCAGUUCAGAGGAAGCUGGCGGCGGUCAAGCAGUUAACGACGCGGUUGAACGCGGUGUCAGUUCCUGUCUGUCUUCACAUGAUCAGAGAGUCUCCGAAGAGGCAUCCGCUCCUUCAGCAGCUGAGCAAAUCAGCAGGGGUAGCAUCAGCGCGCGUCUCAAGCGCAACAGUUCCAAGCUCCUAUCGUUAUUAGGUCUUCGCAACUCAUCCAACGCUGGAAAAGCUCAGCUCAGGGAAGAGGAGAUUUUCAUCCAUCAAACUAAUCCUGCUGGAUCCGCUCAAUCAUCUGGUUCAUACGCAACCAAAGACGUUUACAGUUGCCGCAGCACACAAUCUAGGGAGUGUCCUUGUGUUCGUAUUGCGGGAAAUUCAGCCCAGAGCAGCUCCAGCACUUUGCUCGACUCGUCCAAAGACCGGAUCCAUGCGUGCGAGAAAGUCGCAGAAGGCACAGACUUCCAACUGCGCCUCCUGAAGACUGAUGUUGUCGAUUCCACCCAUCUUUCCACCUUUGAUACUCGUCGCACCAACUCAACUUCGGCCGUCUUGACUGAUAUCGUUGCAUACAAACUCUCAACCGCAUUUGGAUAUCCAACGGUCAUCCGCCGCUCACAUCUGCGAUCACGACCAAAUAUAUCAGCAGUUCACUUCGUGUCUCCGCAACAACCUCUCAGCAAGCAAGGUGAUGGCGCCGACGAUGCCCGGCAUAGCGACGAUCCGUCAACUUCUCCCUGCGACAGCGGCUCACCCAUGAGCACAAACUCUACUCCUCCAACCUCCGAAGAACCAUCUUCCUUUGCAGAUGGCUGGAAACAAUCGUCGCAGAACGUCGCUCAAAAACAUCAGCGCCUAUCCCUCCCAGACCAGGGACCUCCCCGAAUCCUGACUCCGAUUCAAGAGUCGCCGAACGUUGCACCAUCUAUUUACACCGUGGAGGCGGCUGCAAACGCAAAAAUAUUCUUCGAAACAUAUUUCAAUACCAUCUUUCACAGCGGCGAUCCGCGCUUGGAACGUCGAAUCGAGCUCGAAAGAUGCAUCCAUAGAUCCCCACUCGCACCAGAAGAGAGGGCUAGAGCAAGAAAAAAUUGGCUUGAUCAAGAAAGAGAACAUCUACGCCAAUACCGUCUAUUGAAGUCUCGCCCUCACCGCACCCGCCGCAAUGAGACAGUUGCCCUGGCUGGCUACGAAGUGGUCAAAGUUCUUGGUCGAGGAAGCUUUGGCGUGGUCCGUCUGGUAAAGGAGAAAAGACCCAAAGAUGGUUCGGGCUAUCGCGUCAGUGAAGGUUCAUCAUCUUCCUUCAGAAAAGAUCGCUUUAAUUCCCUGCGGUCAGCUCUUAGUGGAGCCGAACGUGAUCAUCGACGUGCCAUGACCCGUGCAACGAAAGAUGUCUUCGCCAUGAAAGUGAUACGGAAAUCGGUGAUGAUACGCAACUGUCAAGAGGGUCAUUUGCGGGCAGAGAGAGACUUCCUCGUUGCUUCGGCAAAAUCUCGCUGGGUAGUUCCCUUGAUCGCAAGCUUCCAGGAUCACAAUUAUCUCUACUUGAUAAUGGAUUACAUGGUGGGAGGGGAUUUCCUUGGCCUGUUAAUGCGAAGAAACAUUCUGCCAGAGCACUUCACGAGGUGGUAUGCUGCCGAAAUGAUACUCUGUAUCGAGGAGGCUCACAAACUUCGAUGGAUUCACCGGGAUGUCAAGCCAGACAACUUCUUGAUCUCAGCCUCUGGUCAUAUGAAAAUAUCUGACUUUGGUCUAGCUUUUGACGGUCACUGGGCGCAUGAUCAAGCCUAUUACAACGAGCACCGAUACUCCUUGCUUGAGAAGCUCGGAAUUCGGAUUGACGGCGACAGAGAAGACAGGGAGGAACACAAGUCAACAGAUGCGGCAAAGAAUCACAAUGAGCUCAAGCCCGAUCGCAAUCCACCGUCAUUCAAUGUAUUAGACUGGCGUGACAAUAACCAGAAGCGCCGAUUUGCCCGCAGCAUCGUUGGCACCAGCCAGUAUAUGGCACCGGAAAUCAUCCGAGGAGAAGCGUACGACGGACGAUGUGACUGGUGGAGUGUAGGCAUCAUAAUAUACGAGUGCCUCUAUGGAUUCACCCCGUUUGCCUCCAUGGACCGGCAGGAGACCAAGUGGAAGAUCCAUCACCAUGUGCAAACAUUGUUUUUUCCUGCUGAGAGACCUGCCGACCUGAUGGUAUCCACGGAGGCAAUCGACCUCAUCAAUCGGCUACUUCAGGAUAAGGAGUACCGCUUAUCCUCGAGCAAGUAUAAGGUCAAUGAAUCAUUGAUCUUGCCACCGAACCUGAGGCGUUCCAUCCUUUUUGAUGAUAGCAGCAACCGGAACUACCAAGGCUUCUACGUAUACGCGGACGAUGCCGGGGAUAUCAAGGCACAUCCCUUCUUCCAUGGCAUCAACUGGCGUACACAUCAUCUGACCGAACCGCCGUUCACUCCCAAAGUAGACGGCUGGGAAGAUACUCGCUAUUUCGAUGACAAUGAGGACUCCAUGGGUAACGAUGAUGUUUCACUUACCUCGGAGGAAAACCAAGGGCUAGAUGAGGUCGACGGAGGUGACGCUCACGAACCAGGUCUUGAAAAGGUGCAAUCGCAGCAAAAAGGCAGUCAGCCAGGUAAGAAGGACAGUCCCGAGCCUGCAAAGAAGAACAAGCACCACAAGAAGGACAAACACAAGCGGAGAAGACCACGAGACAAGCUACUGCGCGACCCGAGAGUUGGUAAAACAGUGCUCGACAUCCGCAAGCGAGGUGCAUUUCUGGGCUACACAUACCGGCGGCCAAAUGCAGUUGCACUUGCACUGGUUCCUGAACGGGGACGAUCGAUGUUUAGACGGGGACACUUGUCGGAGUUGCAUGGAUAUUGA
This is a messenger RNA of Aspergillus lentulus, 2886 nucleotides long. RefSeq names its product serine/threonine-protein kinase. The record is from RefSeq and is a predicted model, not a curated record. Gene Ontology annotation, molecular function: ATP binding; protein serine/threonine kinase activity. Gene Ontology annotation, biological process: intracellular signal transduction; peptidyl-serine phosphorylation. NCBI's taxonomy places the organism in Eukaryota, Fungi, Ascomycota, Eurotiomycetes, Eurotiales, Aspergillaceae.